AUGGAUUGGAUAGUGACAACACCAAAUAUUUUAGCUGAAGAAUGGCUACAAAUUCUGGAUAAUUCAACUGAAGAUUGUCGUUACAUUUGGAGAACUGCUUCACCCAACGCAAUGUUUGUUGAUAGUAUUUCAAUAACAUAUAAAGGAAAAGCAACUACAUUAAAUCAAUUAAUAACAUACAAACAAAGUUUAGCAACUAAAUUGCACAAAGUUGAUAGAGUACAUACUUAUAAUGCAUUCUUUAUUGCUCAUCUUCAUCAUUGA
Molecule: messenger RNA, 264 nt
Organism: Rotaria sp. Silwood1
Lineage: Eukaryota; Metazoa; Rotifera; Eurotatoria; Philodinida; Philodinidae
Source: the annotation of a GenBank genome assembly